AUGGUCCGAUUGUCUGCUCAUCUCGGUUUGCUGCAGAUUCCCAACCUCAGUAUCCGUACGAGACUCUCCACCAUGUCCCAUCGACAUGCAGACCACGCCCACACCGCAGCCUCUGCUGCGAACCCAAACAAUUCGACUGCUCAGGACAUAGAUCAGGUCGCCGCAUGGUUCCAGAAGUUUGCACCCUUCGUAUACGACACAAGUGCCAGCACCAGGAGUAACUUUGAUUGUCUCGCCUCACAGCGCAACUGGGGCGAUAAGCUUCGAAGGAAGCAGUGGACCAGUUUGCAGGCGGCCUCAGCGGCGCCAAACCAUACUGACGCGGAUGCUAAUGCUCAUACCGAUACCCCAAACCAGGGCGGCGCAUGGUUCCAGCAAUUCGAAAAUUUCGUACACGAUCCAACGGUCGGAAUCAGGAGCAAUUUCGAGCGUCUAGCAGCACAACGCAGCUGGGGCAGCAGACUGAAACAGAGGCGUUGGGCUGAAUGCCAGGAGGAGGAAUUCGGCUAUGCAUAUGGAACGAAUACAACAAAGCUAGAGAGCUGGCAGAAGCUCUGUCAGGGAGGCGUCUCCAUUGCACCUGAAGCUGUGACAACUGCUUCUGCUUCCUCGAGCGACCGUAGCACUCCUCCUCCAAGCGACGACGGUUCCUCUGAUGAAUUUCGUGACUAUUUCUCGCAAGAAAAGUUUAAUGGAUUUGUCCCAGAUCCCGAGGACGAUCUCAUAGCGAAACUCAGCAAGCUUUCGAUCCACCAAGGUUGGUCCAAGAGCGAGGCGAAGCGUCGUCGCGCGGAGGUCGUUGAGUUCGAGGUGUCUCGACACUACGGCCAUGACAAGUCAAAGCUGGAAAAUUGGCAGAAGCUGUGUCGUGAUGUCAAGAUCGAACCUGCUCUUUCACGCGUCUAUGUCAACAUCUUCAACAUCCUGGACCAUCUAGACAACCCCGAGCGCUACGAUGUCGUUGUCUUCAAGAACUACAAGCUCUUCCGUGCAUAUACGCUGAAGAGCCGCAUCUUCCCUCUGGAUCUGGCUAAGGAGGACGGGUUUGUCAAGGCUCUGCUUCGCCCGCUCUACAUGAGGAGGAAGUAG
Messenger RNA from Alternaria ventricosa, 1089 nucleotides. RefSeq lists its product as uncharacterized. The coding region runs from base 1 to 1089 and encodes 362 amino acids. The record is from RefSeq and is a predicted model, not a curated record. The transcript is spliced from 5 exons. NCBI's taxonomy places the organism in Eukaryota, Fungi, Ascomycota, Dothideomycetes, Pleosporales, Pleosporaceae.